Molecule: messenger RNA, 672 nt
Organism: Brettanomyces bruxellensis
Lineage: Eukaryota; Fungi; Ascomycota; Pichiomycetes; Pichiales; Pichiaceae
Exons: 1
Coding region: 1-672 (223 amino acids)
Cellular component (GO): nucleus
Source: RefSeq, a predicted model, not a curated record
AUGUGGAAGCUUCCUGAUUUGGAUAAACUUCCAGGUGGUUUCAGAGGAAAGGUGUAUAACCGACGAGACUGGACUGAUUAUUUAAAAAAAAAUACAGAUAUCAUACAGCAAGAGCAGAUUAAAAAUGGAGGAAGAAUGCAUUUAAAGCCACCUCCUAAGGGAUGGAGGAAAAUGGAUUUACCACAAUAUAUGAGAAAUAAAUAUGCUUUAAGAGAAAAAGCCAUGAAGUUGGAUCUUUCCAAAACAAAGAGGCUGAGUAGGACUGCAAUGGAUGGAAUAAAAAUGCUACAUAAGAAAUAUCCUAAAGAGCUCACGACGCAAAAGUUAUCCGAGUUCUUUAAAAUCUCACCUAUAAGUAUUUCGAAAAUCCUCAAAUCGAACUGGCGACCAAGUUCUAGUGAAAAGGAGAAGAAGCAGGAGCACUGGAAGAAAAGAGGGGCCAAAUUAAUAAAAGAGCAAAUGCUUGAUCAAAAGCUUAAUGAGUAUUUCAAAGAGAAAGAGGAGGAGUUAAAAAUGGAAAUACCGUAUUUCGUCAAACAAGAACUUUCAAGUUAUGUUCAUCUCCAUGCAAAGGAAAAGCUAGGGAAAAUUUUUGAUAGCUUGAAUGAAAUUCGGGAAAAAAGUCAAAGAAUUAAAGAUGAGGGAAAGGAAUCUGAGUUCCAAGGCCGAUAA